Molecule: messenger RNA, 835 nt
Organism: Lolium perenne
Lineage: Eukaryota; Viridiplantae; Streptophyta; Magnoliopsida; Poales; Poaceae
Biological process (GO): translation
Cellular component (GO): ribosome
Molecular function (GO): structural constituent of ribosome; 5S rRNA binding
Source: RefSeq, a predicted model, not a curated record
AGUAGGCCUUGCUCUGCUUUGUAUUCUGUACUCUGUUCUGGCCGGCGCAACAAGGGCGCCGCGACAGCUCUCGUCUUACCCUUCCUCUCCCAUUCACGCCUGCACAGCCGCAAGAUCCGCCACCGGCGACACUGGUGCUGCCUGCGCGUGCCUUUCCUCUCCAGCGCCGACCUUCCCUCCGGCGCUCCUCCCCGCCUAGCAUCGCCGUCCUCCUUCUUCCGCCCGGCGCCCCCAAGCUGCUCGCCGAAACGCCACCAAGGCCAAGCGGAUCCAUGGCGCAGGCCAAGCGGUACGUGCUGCGCCUCUUCAUCUCGCUCAAGUACGUGACGGCCAACGUGGUGGACCGCCAGAGCGGCCGCGUGGUGGUCACCGCCUCCUCCGUCGAGAAGCCCCUCCGGGACGGGCUGGAGUGCGGCCGCGCCUGCAACGCCAAGGCGGCGGCCGCCGUCGGCGAGGUGCUCGCCAUGCGCCUCCGGGUCGACGGCCUGGCCAGCGAGCCCAUCCACGCCGCCGCCGACAAGGAGGUCCAGAAGAAGGGCUUCAAGAACCGCACCAAGGUCUGGGCCAUCCUCAACGCGCUCCGCGACCACGGCGUCAACCUCCGCGUCGACGACGACGGGGACCACCGCAGCCAUGUCUGACGGACCGACAGAUAGCAGCAUCAGUGUUCAGUGCGUCCCGCAACUCUACUUCUACUUCUGAUGAUCUUGCCUCAAGCAACUCUACUUCAGUUAUUUAAGUGUAUUCUGCUGAUGUGUUGCAAGGUCACGACUGGAUUUAUUUAGCUUCUAUGUAAACAGAACAAAACCAUGAAUCUGAUUUUUGGUUAAGUGUA